GACAGUUUAGCAGUUCGCGACCAACAUCCAUGACAUCCUCACACAUAGCAUUGCAAGAGGAACUCAAGGCUGCCAAGGUUCCUGUAGCCUGGAGGGAUCAGUGCUCCGCACUACUGGUACCAUUGAAUGUUUGCCGGAGACAAAAUUACUACCUUCCAUGGCAGUGUGAAAACGAGCGUCACUCGUACGAGAAGUGUCAAUACGACGACAUGAUGCGACGGAUGAAGAAGAUGUCCAAGCUAAAGCUUCAACAGGCGGAGGAAUUAGAGGACACUUAUUAGAUCGAUGCACGUUACCCACACAACUCCGUGCGCAAGGUUUACAAAUAUUCAUCUCCGUACGGUUCGUUGCACGUACCUCUGUCCUCUGAGUUGUGAUAGUGAAUUGCCAAAUGCCGUGAAUACAUGGGAGAGAU
This is a messenger RNA of Pisolithus orientalis, 415 nucleotides long. RefSeq names its product NADH-ubiquinone oxidoreductase B18 subunit-domain-containing protein. The record is from RefSeq and is a predicted model, not a curated record. Bases 30 to 281 code for a protein of 83 amino acids. Gene Ontology annotation, cellular component: mitochondrion. NCBI's taxonomy places the organism in Eukaryota, Fungi, Basidiomycota, Agaricomycetes, Boletales, Pisolithaceae. The transcript has 4 exons.